Effrenium voratum is the source of this 222-nucleotide messenger RNA. The record is from the annotation of a GenBank genome assembly. NCBI's taxonomy places the organism in Eukaryota, Dinophyceae, Suessiales, Symbiodiniaceae.
AUGGCUUCGCCAUUCGCAGACCAAAGCACGCUGACACAAAUUUUGGUAGCGGAGCGAGACUUCAACGACAACCACCUGAAUGAGCAGGUCAUCAACUACACCGACUUCACCGACUACAUCGUCCUCUUCGUCUUCCUGACCGACUUCACCGACUACAUCGUCCUCUUCGUCUUCCUGACCGACUUCACCGACUACAUCGUCCUCUUCGUCUUCCUGAAUUAA